ACACAAAUGGAAUCGACCUGAAGAGGUUCUCCACAUUUUUAUUUUUCUGGCGAUUCUUCAACGUGUCCUAACUCCCAACCCUCUUCUUCUUAACUACUCUUCUCUUCUCGUCUCUUCAUUCUCCUCCUCAAACACAAAACCAAUCACUUCCAUUCCCAAUUUCACUCGAACACACCAAAUAGAGAAACCCAGAACAAUAACAAGAAAAAAGUGAAAAAUGGCAAGCUCAGUGGAGAAGGAGGGUGGUGCGGUGGAGGAGGUUUUCUCUUUGGAGCUACCUGCUCCACCUGGUUGGAAGAAGAAGUUCGUCCCAAAGAAAGCUGGUACCCCAAAGAAAAAUGAGAUUGUGUUCACUGCACCAACAGGAGAGGAGAUCAAUAACAGGAAGCAGCUGGAACAAUAUUUGAAAGCACACCCUGGAGGUCCAGCUGUAUCAGAAUUUGAUUGGGGCACUGGUGAGACCCCAAGAAGAUCUGCAAGAAUCAGUGAGAAGGCAAAGGCAGCUCCUCCAACAGAAAGUGAGCCCCCAAAGAAACGUAGAAGAUCAUCAGUUUCAAGAAAGGAAACUUCUCGGGAAGAGAAAGAGGAGACAAAGGAAGCAGAAAUGCAAGAAACUGAUGAUACUAAGGAUGAUAAAAAUAUAGAGGAAAAGAAUGUUGUAAAGGAAAAUCAAGAUGACAAGAGUGUGGAGGAUACUGAUAUCAACAAAUCCACUCAUUCUGGAGAAGCUAAAGUAGAAGAAAAUGUCGAGGUACCUAUUGAUGAGGAAAAAUCCAAUGCUGUUGAUGCAGAGCUAAAUGCAUUGAAAGAUAAAGUUGAUGACAAAGGAGCUGAGGGUUCUGAAGUUUCUCUGAGAAAAGAUACAUCCACUCCUUCUGGAGAAGCUAAAGUAGCAGAAGAUGUCAAGGUACCUAUUGAUGAGGAAAAAUCCAAUGCUGCUGAUGGAAAGCCAAAUCAAUUGAAAGAUAAAGUUGAUGACAAAGUUGCUGAGGGUUCUGAAGUUUCUCUGAGAAAAGACGAAGAAAAGAUUGGGCAACCACAGGAAGAGUCAAAAGAAUAUCGUGGAUCUGGGGAGCCAGAGAAAUCGGAAACAUGCACUACAGCUGACAAAACGGUUGAAGUGGAAGGAGUGAAUAAAGAAGAACACAUCAAAAGUACUCGAGAGUUUGAAGGAGUUGAGGGAAUAGAAGGAACAAAAGUGAAUAGUGAAGAACAUCACAAGCUUGAUGAGAUAAAUAAGAAGACUGAAGCAGAGUUGACCGAAAAUGGCAAUCAUGGGAGCUGAACUGGUGAGGUCAAAGCUUGGAGCAGAGAAUAGAUUAAUAAGCUCUUGGCAUCUGUCCUCUCAUUCUGACCCCUUUAGAUCUGUUUAAAGAUGACUGUAGUUUUUGUUAUUGUUAUUUAUCUGAUUGUUUAUUGAAACAACUAUAUACAAUUAUAGAGCUUAGCCCUAUAAUGUACCAUGCAUGGGUGUAUUUGGACAGAAGUGUAGCUUCUAGUUGUUGUUGUAACAUUAUGUUGUAAGAUAUGUUAUAUGGACCUGUAAUCAUAUGUACGGUAGCUUCCUAAGCUAUUAUCGUGGAUAUGUCUGGUCAAGUAAUUUGGUCCAGGCAGAAGAACAGUGCAUAUGGAAGUCAUCUUUUUCAUA
Cajanus cajan (pigeon pea) is the source of this 1648-nucleotide messenger RNA. RefSeq lists its product as uncharacterized. The record is from RefSeq and is a predicted model, not a curated record. Gene Ontology annotation, molecular function: DNA binding. Lineage: Eukaryota; Viridiplantae; Streptophyta; Magnoliopsida; Fabales; Fabaceae.